Molecule: messenger RNA, 750 nt
Organism: Aspergillus luchuensis
Lineage: Eukaryota; Fungi; Ascomycota; Eurotiomycetes; Eurotiales; Aspergillaceae
Exons: 2
Coding region: 1-750 (249 amino acids)
Source: RefSeq, a predicted model, not a curated record
AUGCCCCGAAACUCUUCGAGACGGCAAACCAGGAACAGACCUGAGACGCCCCCGCGCACCCCAUCAGUAACCAAACGAUCUCCGAUUUCGUGGAAUUACAUGGAAGAUUGCCUGCUACUGAGAGGAAUGAUCUUAGCUUUGAACGAGGGAACCCUCCCAAAGCAGGUGUUCGAGAAGCUCGUGAAGAAAAGAGGAGACGAUCGCUAUUCCGCUGAUACUGCGAGAAAACGCUAUAGAUAUCUCAGCAGCAUAUGCACAGCAGUCGAGAAGGACCGCCGCAACCUCUUUCCACAGUUGGUUAUGCCAAAGCUCGAGGCGGACAAGCACGCAGACGAUGCGUAUAUGAGUGGUCAAGAGCCAGAAGACGAUUAUUUCCUAUCACCAAGCCAAACACCAUGUUCCAAUGCGAGCACUUCUCCUUCAGUCGAGUCUUCUGUUACUCUGGCCCCAACUCCCCGCCGCAGCCGUCGGCGGAGCAGCCCUGAAGAGCCUGGCACACCCACCCGCCCAUACCGCCGUAGAGGAAGUGACCGACGGCAGAGCAGUGCUCCUUAUCAGCGUGGUGGUUCGUCGCGAACGAAUCCUCAACCUCCUGCAAGAACUCCCGCUCCGCCCAGGCGUACUCAAGGACCGAGUACCUCGCGCGGUUCUCGCCAGUCACGAUCCAGGUAUCGAACACCCGCGGCCAACCAAAAUGUCCGGUCCGAGAGCCAACAUUGGAACUUUGAGGCAAGGUUCACCCAUGAUUGA